CCGAAUUGUCAACAAACAGUAACCCGUCUGCACCGAAUCGUUAACAACAUGAAUCGAAUUAAAUUUGCUCAAGAAUAAACCGAAAUCAAACCAAACCGAUAAUAAUUUAAAUCGAACCAAUACCGACCCGUAAAGCACUUAAACCAGUUUUAAACCAGCCCGUUUUCAAACCGAACCGAAACCUAACUUUCAAACCGUUUUGACUUACUACUAGUACUUUGGUAUCAUUUCCCCUAUUCUCAUUCUUUCUCUCUCCUCUCUCGCUCAGUCACUUUUUUAUUUUUAAUUUUUUUGUUGCAGACUCUCACUCACUCAGUCACUCAUCAUUGCUUCCCGUCGUCCACCUCCUUUCCCAACCAAAAUCUCAAACAACCAUUCUCUUCGAAGUUUACUCAUUUCUCUGCAAAAUCCAUGGCUCGACGUGGAGGAAGACCUCGCAAGGUGGGUCUCAAACGUAUUGAUGCUGCCAUUGAUGCUUUAAAACCAAUGGGAUUUUCGCCUGAAAUUGUUCGUCGGAAUGUUGAUAAAUUGCUCAAAGAGUAUGGUGAAGAAGGGUGGCCUUUUAUUGAGGAGGCCUCUUACAAGUUGCUGAUUGAGUUUAUAGUGGAACCUCCUCUCACGGAAUCGCUGAUUGAAGAUGGAUGUCAAGGUGGUGAGGAGGAUGAGCCGGAGGAGGCUGGACCUUCUGGUGAAGCCAGUGAGUCCUCAUGCUCUAACCAUAGUACUCUCUUGGAAACUCCAACUGAUCCUCCUUUGGCAAGCCCUGAUCCUGUUGUAGUGCAUAAGCGUUCUUUAUCACUUGCUGAGAGUGCGAAGAGCCCAAGCCAAAUUGCUACGCCAAUGGAAGUAAACCAGACUAAUGAUAUCCUCGUAGAUCAGGAAAAUAUUUUACCUUUCCCCUCAAUGUAUACACUUCCUAUUCCACCCGGAUUUGAGCAUGUUCUUCAGGAAAAGAUUGCACCCAGUACACGCAGACCUUGCUUUGGUUGGAUUGGUCCCAGUGAUGAUGAAGAUAUUAUUCUAUUAACUCAUGCACCUGUUCUGAAAGGGAGGACUGGAGAGAGGCGAAGGAAGCGGAAAUCUAGGUGGGAUGUUGGGCCUUUUGAUGUUGUAUGAGAGGACUUUUCUAUUACUUGUAUAUAACUCAUCAUUUUCUUGUAGAACUUGUUACCUUGGUAGUCUGAGAAGGCAUAUGUUUCAAUGCUAAAUAAAGGAUUAGGACUUGUGCUACUUAUAAAAUAGGAUGCUAAACGGGAAGUUCUGCAGUUAAUCUUGUGAUAAUAGAAAUUACCCUUAUGGCUUGAA
This is a messenger RNA of Chenopodium quinoa (quinoa), 1305 nucleotides long. RefSeq lists its product as uncharacterized. Lineage: Eukaryota; Viridiplantae; Streptophyta; Magnoliopsida; Caryophyllales; Amaranthaceae. Bases 412 to 1116 code for a protein of 234 amino acids. The record is from RefSeq and is a predicted model, not a curated record. The transcript is spliced from 5 exons.